UCGCUUCCAGAUUUAAUGGAUGGCAGAUUUCCCACCAGAGGAAUGGAUGAAACAAUAAAGGAUAAAAAAAAGGAAUUCAUCAGUGUGUGGGUGCGAGAUCCCAGAGUCCAGAAAGAAGAUUCAUGGCACUCUUACGUAGAUUAUGAAAUUUGUGUUCAUACUAAUAGUAUGUGUUUUACAAAGAAGACUUCCUGCGUUCGAAGACGCUACAGAGAAUUUGCUUGGCUUAGGCAGCGACUUCAAGACAAUGCUGUAUUGAUAAGUCUGCCAGACUUGCCUCCAAAGAGUCCUUUUUUCAGUGCAAGUAAUGUCCAACAUGUUGAGCAACGCUGUCAAGGCCUUCAAGGAUUUUUAGAGAAAGUAUUGAAGAUCAACAUACUCCUUUCAGACAGUAGAUUACACCUCUUCUUGCAGACGCAGUUAAACACUACAGAGAUUGAGGCCUGUGUCUCGGGUCAGACUGACUACACAGUUGAGGAUGCAGUUCACAGACAUGCCACUUCUAACCGAAGAUUCCCUGUAGAGGAAGCAUAGCCAGUAAAGAUUGGUUUAGACUUAAGCUGCGAAAGCACUUCAUCCUCGGGGCUUGGAAAUGGCAGCAAUGACAACAACGCAAAGUCAUAAAAGAUGAACAUUGCGAGAAUCUGUUUUGUGCCUCAUUCUGCUUUGGGCAUGUGUUCAGAAUCUACAAUCCAGACGGCUGAUUUAUCCAAAUCUACCUCCAAACUGACCUCAUUCACAAAAGAAAUCUGUGAAAGCCCAGUACGAUGCAGUGUUUUUCUUCAUAGACAGACAGGAAAAUCAUGUUUAUUUGUGGUUACAGUGAAAAUAUUCAGUUACAUCUUUGACUGAGAGAUGUUCUAUUUUCAAUUGCAACUAGCAGGAUAAAGGGUGGGGGGAUAAAGAAUUACCUGUUUUUUGGUAGGACAUUCACAAUUGCAAUAUGCAUCAGAAUAAAUGAUCAAAAUUACAUUUUAAUAAUUGUUAUUGUGAAAUACAUUAUUUUCUAAACUGCAUUCCUAAAUAGUAUAAAACUUUGAUCCUUCCGACUGAAGGAUAAAUGUUUGUAGGAUGUGAGGAAGCAAUAUUCAUUCUGAACACAGUAAUUCCAAAGUUGCAAAUGUCAUUUUUUUUUCAUGGGCUGCUAUUUCUUGGAAGGAACAGACUCUGUUGCACGUGGAAAUGUUAUCCAAUUAUUUGUUAAUCACUCCUAAGCCAAUUUUAUGCUAAUUGCUCAAGCUUAUUUAAUUCAGUAAUGUGCUUCCCAAAGAAACCUUGGAUUUCAGUCUGUACACUUAGCUGAUGGGCAUUUCACAAAUCAAUUUAAAACGGCUUUUGUUUGAAAUCUAAACUCCAUGCUUAACGUGUACAGUUUACACUUGUGAACUGUAAUAACAUACUGCAGGCCACUCUGUUUACUACAUUCAAAGCUGAGUUACAUAAUGGAAAUGGCACUUGAGAACAAUACAAGUUUAGAGAAUCAUUUGUUUGAUUAAGUUAUUGGAAACAUUGUUUUAAUUGUGUAGAAGAAAUUUUGGUUGUAUUAACACUGACUCUGACUCUGUUAAGAAAAUUUAUACUUGCCCUUUACAACAAUCAUUUUCAGUCUUCACAUUACUCCCGAACCACAUUAGCUGAUCGUAAUUUCAUCCCCCCCCUAAAACAGGAAGUUAGCAAGGAAGCUUCCUGGUUUUGGCUGAGAUGGGGUACCACAAUUAGCUGAAGCAACCCUGGGAUUGCUUAAUCUCUGCCCAUCACCGUCAGCAAGCAAUUGUUACAAGAAUGCAGUGGGUAAGGACAAAAAUCAGGCUCUGUUCAUCAACCAGUCAACCAAUUCUAAGCUGUCUCAUGAAAAUGGCCAUUGGGUGGAAGUCGACCAAUGUUUGUGGAAUUUUGACUAUUUAGAGAGCGAACAUCUUUGUGGAAGGGAGAAUAUUCAUUUUUAGUGAGUGUUGGAAAUCACUUUUUGUACAAGUAUAAAGCCACCAACAUUCAUCAGUUACCAUUUUGAUAGUGAAUUAAUAUGCAACCUUAACAUUCUACCCAAAAAUAUAAACAGAUUUUAAUAAUUUUUUUUUGGGCUUUUCAUUCUCUUGAAUAAGCAUUUGGGAGCAUGACAGCUUUGGCCUAAUUAUUCUGAAAAGUGUUUUUUUUUUCUGUGGUCUUGUUGCUGUAAAUCUAUAUUGGUCUUUGUGAAUUUUUUUAAUAGCUUCAAUUUGUUAUUUGUUUACCUUUGGCCGUGAUGAUGAUGUCUGAGGGAGAGUUGGCAAAUAAACUUGGAAAUCUGAAUUUAAUUCUCUUUUUUUUAAAAAAAGUUGGAAUUUCUCUAGAUGUUUCAAGGCACGUUCUACUUCAAUUGAUUUGUCCACUAUAGACUCUUCAAAUGUAACUGUUUACAGAUUUGUGUACUACUGUAUCUUAUUACUUUAUUAAAUUUGGCAAAAAUGUA
Molecule: messenger RNA, 2449 nt
Organism: Chiloscyllium plagiosum (whitespotted bambooshark)
Lineage: Eukaryota; Metazoa; Chordata; Chondrichthyes; Orectolobiformes; Hemiscylliidae
Source: RefSeq, a predicted model, not a curated record